This is a messenger RNA of Aspergillus affinis, 1599 nucleotides long. RefSeq lists its product as uncharacterized. The record is from RefSeq and is a predicted model, not a curated record. The transcript is spliced from 3 exons. Lineage: Eukaryota; Fungi; Ascomycota; Eurotiomycetes; Eurotiales; Aspergillaceae. The coding region runs from base 1 to 1599 and encodes 532 amino acids.
AUGUCUGCGGGCAGUCACCCUUCGGCUGAGUUGACCCAUUCCGAAGCGGCGUCUGAUGCGUCUUCACGACUUUCCGGGCAAGGUUCGCCCGGCGAGGAUCAUCAGAGUCCCGUCAAAAUAAAAAGACGAAAACACCCGUAUUCAUCAGACAAUUCUUCCGCCAAAAAUCAACCUUUCUACUUUGUCGACUCCAACUCCUCGUCCCGUGAAAAGCGAGCACAUGUGAUGCGCCACCAUGUUCAGGAGAAACGCAGGCAGCGCAAGCAUUCCCAUCCCCGAAGAGACCAUGACAGAAUCAUCGGGCGUUCGCUUCACUAUUUCCCUUGGCAGCAUAAAACAUUGGAUCUAGAGGACGAGGACUUUGAUUUCAACGAGCCCGUCGGACCUCGGGAAAGCCCAGAUCGGAUCGAAUCAGUGGCGGAGGACAAGGCCUUGGUCCCCGCCGGGUUCCCAAUGCUGAAAUCCGCUUCCUUCCCCACAGAUGACCCACGUCCUGUCUCGCCCGUCAGUUUACUCGACGCCUCCAGAAAAGAUCCCUUUGACAGUUAUCCCGUUUUCUGCUCUAAAGCCGAUCUUGAAUUGGCCGACUAUUGGACUAACCGACUUACCUACUGGUCUGGUCAAAACAAAUAUGUUAAAAAUCAGAUCUUCCGCACGGCAAUGAGCCAUUCGCUAGCUUUUCAAGCGGUGAUUCUAUCAUAUUGCGCCCGCUGGAAAUUACAAUUGUAUAACUUACCGAGCAGUAAUGAAGCCGACACUCAUGUGAAACAGGUAGCAAACGACAUCGACAAGGCUUUAACGGGAUCAUUAUCCAUCAACGCAGACAGCCUUGCCAUGGCCAUGACGGGCAUGGCGCUCCAGGAAGAGCGCUUCGGCACGAAAGAAAAAGCCAGAGGAUAUGCGGACCAGGCCGUCCAAAUCCUGCGGUCCCGAGCGGGCGCCAGCAACUCCGUCGAGGUCUUCUUACACUUCGUGCGAUACCUUAUGAUCCCGCCUCCAAAUCCCUCCGGUGGCGACGAGAAUCAGCAAUGGCUCACCACGUUUCUCCGCGGCGCGGAAGAACUCAUGCUGGAGCACAGCACGAGGGCAUACCUUUCCUCCGUUCCUCAGCGCCAUUCGGCUUUUCAAAUGGAUAGCCCUCUAUUUCCUUUACUCUCCAGCGGACCGCGCCCUUCUCAGAUCCCCGAAGAUUCACGCAUGUACGUUGUCCGGAAUGCGCCCACCCAGGAACUCACCCGCACCGCGGCAUUGAUCUAUAUCACGGCAACAUUGUGGGAUUUCCAGGAUUCUCCAAGCAAGACCGGACGCUUCCUCAACCAUCUUUGCGCCAUCGCCAAAGACCACGAACUCGAUCGCCAUCCGGCCUGCGAGACGUUCAUCUGGUUGCUACUAGAGGAGAGCUAUGAUGUGGACCUGAAAGAUCCGGAGCGAGGCUGGUCCACCGGGGAGUUGUUGAAGAUGCACAAGCACCUGCGACCGGAUCUACAGUUCCAAUUCAACGAAAUUCUCUUUAGCUUGCUAAUGCUACUGCCUCCCAUCCGAGGCAUCGACACAUUCGAGGAGGAAGUAUGUUCGGCAUCCGACACGUCCGACAUCUAA